AUGAGGGCCUAUGUGCCAUCUCUAGCACUCGUUCUGGGCGCUGUCUCGCUCGCUGAGGCAGCUGUAUUCGACCGGCGUCAACAGGUUCCUACCAGCAGCGUCAACCUUGCCGAUGGCUUUAUCAGCAUGUUCAACCGCUUAGGGGCCGCUCAGACCGUCACUGAAACACUACGGCAGAUUAUUACAGUUGGAGCUGGCGGCGACGUGGGUGCUGGUAUCAAUGCUACGGCCGCGGUCACGGUGACGGUGACAGCCGCCGCUUCAACCGUCACUGUCUGCCCAGGCCAGGCAAAUGGAGCUGUGGAUUGGGUCUCGAGUGAUGGAUCGGCAUCGGCCACGCCUGGUGGAGCAGCAGGUUCGGCAGCACCGCCAGCGCUGGUGAUUCCGAGCGGCGGCAUCGGUGUUAUCGUCGUCUCCGUGCCUGAAGCUGCCCGAAAGACCAGCCUGGUUGGAAACCAGCCAGCUACUUCUCAGUCAACCGGCCCUCAGUUAACUGCGUCCGAGACAGUCGUUUCCCAAUCUACGGCUUCUCAGACGAGCGCUUCCGAGACAGCCGCUUCUGGGUCAACCGCUUCAGGAACAAUCGCUUCCGACUCUGUCGUUUCACAGUCGGCCGAUGCCUCGUCAUCCCUCGCGCCGCUCCCGACUCAGGGAGAAGCGAACCUGCCGGAACUCGUCACGCCUCCGGGAUUCUCCGCCACUCUCUCUGUGACAUCACUGGCACCUCUUCCCGGCGCUGCGAACCCCUCGUCCGACCCCAUCGCUGGCGCGCCCGUGUCCGACAGCUCGACCGCCAUCCCAACCAGCUCCUCAACCACUUCCUUGAAUACCAGCUCAGCCACUACUUUAGCUACUGCCUCAGCCGCUAUCUCUGACACCACGAUUGGCCCUCUUCCGGGGCUGGCCAGCUCGCUAAGCGACACACUGAGCAUUUCUACUACUGGAAAUGGCCCAGCAGCGAUCCCCACGUCAAACCCCGCCGGCGCCUUUGGCGGGAGCGCCGGCCUGAUCCCAAUCGCAUCCGCCGCGGACCCGCCUGCGACCCCGACCACGCCGGGGGUUGCUAAUGGAGCCGGCAUCUUUCCCACGAUUAAUGUCUCGGGCUUGACGCUGUCGAGCCAGCUCAACCUCGGGAAUCUGGCGCAGCGUACUUCGACAGCGCGCCUAUAA
Molecule: messenger RNA, 1170 nt
Organism: Parathielavia appendiculata
Lineage: Eukaryota; Fungi; Ascomycota; Sordariomycetes; Sordariales; Chaetomiaceae
Exons: 2
Coding region: 1-1170 (389 amino acids)
Source: RefSeq, a predicted model, not a curated record